AUGCACUUCACCACAGCAUUGAUCACAGCCGUCAGCACUGCUAUCUUUGCUGCGAGCGGCGUUCAGGCUGCUGGCAACUUUGCUGCCUCUUGUAGCAACUAUUAUAUUCAAAACAACAACUUCCUAUGGGCAACCUGUGGAGACGGUAGGGGUGGCAGGACUACCUCUGCCCUCAACCUUGAACUCCUGCAUUGGGAACGAUGUGGUAAUUAUGCGACGGGCUGCUCUGCCUGCCUUAUCCACACUGGCACCUACAUGCGAUGCCAAUGCGGUUCCGGAAGCGGCAUUGCUGACUUGAACGAAUGCGUUGCCAAUCGUGGAGGUCUUCUUGCUUGUGCCUAA
Molecule: messenger RNA, 342 nt
Organism: Rhizoctonia solani
Lineage: Eukaryota; Fungi; Basidiomycota; Agaricomycetes; Cantharellales; Ceratobasidiaceae
Product: CVNH domain protein
Exons: 4
Coding region: 1-342 (113 amino acids)
Source: RefSeq, a predicted model, not a curated record